This is a messenger RNA of Menidia menidia (Atlantic silverside), 282 nucleotides long. NCBI's taxonomy places the organism in Eukaryota, Metazoa, Chordata, Actinopteri, Atheriniformes, Atherinopsidae. The record is from the annotation of a GenBank genome assembly.
ACGCCGCUUCCAUCCAUCCUGCUCUCCAACGUCCACACACUGGAUAACAAAAUAGACCAUUUACAACUUGAACUCACUUCAAAUAGGGAGCUUGGAAACUGUUCCGCUCGCAUCCUGACAUGGCUUACCUCAUCAAUUCCGGACAACGCCAUUAGACAGGAGGGGCUCGCUACUUUCCAUGCAGAUAGAAAUAGCUGUCCCGAGGGAACGGGCUACCACCUCUCUGUAAUUCCUGCAUACAGGCCCCUGCUGAUCAGAGCUAAACCUACAGUGAGGCAGGCG